UGAAGGGCUCCGCUUGCGCCCAGAGGGAUUCAAACCUAACCACACUCUGGAUACAAGUUGAGAAGGUCCGCACCUGGUGGUGUACAUUUUUGGGACCUACGAAAGUGGAUCCGACGUAACAAGAGAUGGAGCAGGAGUGAGUGGGCUUCGGUGCGACUCGCGCUUUCUCCCGGAUCUCAGUCUCAGAGGUCCAUUCCCAGCCAGGGAAAGUUCUGCUGGGAAUGAAGAGUGAGCGGAGCACAGGGACGAACGAAGUGAGCGGGAGUGAUGUAGAGAUGCGAUGUGAGCGCUGCCCUAUACUCGGGUGGGAGCUCUUUGCCACACCUCGUCUCCAGCACCCCUGAGACCCCGCAGCCCGGACCGGUGCUCUUGCAACAACUCUUGUGCGCCUUGGAGCGCCACUUCUUCUUCUUCCUCCUGUUUCCAACCCUACCCGACCCUGCGGGAUGCGCGCACUCCGUGCGAGAAGCUCGGGUGGAGACGGCGUGGCGAACUCGUGGAGAUACUAGUUUCGCACCACAGCAUCAAACUUGUUUUGGGGUCGAGGGAGGGGGGGAGUACUAAUUAAUAACGAGCUUCUGGAACCAUCUGGAGGUACAGACAAGUUCUGAGAAGGUCCGAGGAGCGGAGGCAGGAUCGCCGCGCAGCGCAGCGUCCGAACUGAAAGGAACGCUCAAGUUUUUCCGUGAACGCUGCGCAUCGGCGACCGGACCGGAGGGGACCGAACCGGGUCGCGCUCGGAGCGCAGGAUCAGUAGCUGGCAGCGGAGCACGGAUUCGUGGUCCAGCCGGCGUGGUUGAGCUGCAGAGCCGCCCGGAGAAACGCACCCAAGGACUAUGAGGGAGCAGAGUUCAGCUCUGCCGCACUGAUCCGAUUGCCGAGCGCUUCCCCCGAGCUCCACCUGGAACGAUGUCCGCCCGUUUUGCGGGGAUUCUCCUUCUACUAGCCGGAUUUCUGCACGUCUGCUCGGGAUCCCGUCUGCGCCAGGAGGACUCCCCACCCCGCAUCGUGGAGCACCCCUCUGACCUGAUCGUGUCCAAGGGCGAGCCAGCCACCCUCAACUGCAAGGCGGAGGGGCGGCCCAUGCCCACGGUGGAGUGGUACAAGGAUGGUGAGCGCGUGGAAACGGACAAAGAUGACCCGCGAUCCCACCGCAUGCUGUUGCCCAGCGGCUCGCUCUUCUUCCUGCGCAUCGUCCAUGGACGCCGGAGCAAGCCGGAUGAGGGAAGCUACGUGUGUGUUGCCCGCAACUACCUGGGGGAGGCCAUGAGCCACAACGCCUCACUGGAAGUGGCCAUUCUCCGAGAAGACUUCCGACAGAACCCUUCAGAUGUGAUGGUAGCAGCGGGUGAGCCAGCCGUGAUGGAGUGCCAACCACCUCGGGGACACCCAGAACCUACUAUCUCCUGGAAGAAGGAUGGUGCUACCAUUGAUGAUCGAGAUGAGCGCAUCACGAUCCGAGGUGGGAAGCUGAUGAUCACAAAUGCAAGGAAGAGCGAUGCCGGCAAGUACGUGUGUGUGGGGACCAACAUGGUUGGGGAGCGGGAGAGUGAGAUUGCGGAGCUGACAGUACUGGAGCGGCCCAGCUUUGUGAAACGGCCCAGCAGUCAGGUGGUGCUAAUGGAGGAAAGUGUGGAAUUCCGCUGCGAUGCCCGGGGUGACCCAGUCCCUACAGUGCGCUGGAGAAAGGAGGAUGGAGACCUGCCCAAGGGAAGGUUUGAAAUCCGGGAGGACCACACCCUGAAGCUGCGGCGGGUGACAACAGCAGACGUGGGCUCUUACACGUGCGUGGCUGAGAACAUGGUGGGAAAAGCCGAAGCGUCCGCUACGCUAACUGUACACGUCAUGUCUGUCCCUCCGGUGUUUGCUGUCCGCCCUCGGAACCAGGUGGUAGCUGUGGGGCGCACCGUCACCUUUCAGUGCGAGGCCACAGGAAACCCCCAACCCGCAAUCUUCUGGCAGAGGGAAGGGAGCCAGAACCUGCUAUUCUCCUACCAGCCUCCACAGCCCUCUAGCCGCUUCUCUGUCUCCCAAACGGGUGACCUCACCAUCACAGACGCCCAGCGCUCCGAUGCUGGAUUCUACAGCUGCCAAGCCCUCAACAUCGCUGGCAGCGUCAUCACCAAGGCCCUGCUGGAGGUCACCGAUGUGGUGUCUGACCGGCCCCCUCCAGUGGUCCGCCAGGGUCCCACCAACCAGACGGUGUCUGUAGAUGGGACUGUAGUUCUGAAUUGCUUGGCCUCAGGUACCCCCACUCCCACCAUCCUGUGGAGGAAGGAUGGAGUGUUGGUGUCCACCCAUGACUCACGGGUCAGACAACUGGACACAGGCGCCCUGCAGAUCCGCUAUGCCAAGCUGGGAGACACGGGAAUGUACACUUGCACAGCAUCCACCCCUAGCGGAGAGGCUUCCUGGAAGGCCUACCUGGAGGUCCAAGAGUUUGGAGUUCCAGUGCAGCCUGCUCGGCCCACAGACCCCAAUCUGAUCCCCAGUGCCCCCUCAAAGCCUGAGGUGAUGGAGGUCACACGCACAUCUGUCACUCUGUCCUGGAAGCCCAACCUGGCUGGGGCCACUCCCACCUCCUAUAUCAUCGAGGCCUUCAGCCACGCCUCAGGGAGCAGCUGGCAGACGCUGGCAGAACAUGUCAAGACAGAGAGCUUUGUCCUCAAGAGCCUGAGGCCUGGUGCCGUCUACCUGUUCUUGGUGCGAGCCGCCAACGCAUACGGCCUAAGCGACCCAAGCCCCAUUACCGAUGCCGUGCGGACACAAGACAUCCCCCCCACCAGUCAGGGCGUGGACCACCGACAGAUUCAGAAAGAACUGGGAGACGUGGUGGUCCACCUGCACAACCCCACCAUCCUGUCUUCGUCUUCGGUCAGAGUACAGUGGACGGUGGAGCAGCAGUCCCAGUACAUCCAGGGCUACAAAGUGAUGUACCGCUCAGUCUCUGAGGGUGGGCAGCCACGAGGAGAGUGGGGCAUCUUUGAGGUUCGCACCCCAGGGGAGGACAAUGCUGUCGUGCCACAGCUCAAGAAAGGGGUCACGUACGAGUUCAAGGUGCGGCCUUUCUUCAACGAGUUCCAGGGUACAGACAGCGAGGUAAAAGUGGCCAAGACCCUGGAGGAAGCACCCAGUGCCGCUCCGCGUGGGGUCACCGUGAGGAACAGCGAUGACAACAGCACAGCUGUGGUGGUCUCAUGGCAGCCGCCCCCCGAGGACGAGCAGAAUGGAGUGGUCCAGGAGUACAAGAUCUGGUGUCUGGGGAAUGAGAGUCGGUACCACAUCAACCGGACCGUGGAUGGGUCCACAUUUUCGGUGCAAAUCCCUAGCCUGUCCCCUGGGGUGCGCUACAGCGUGGAGGUGGCCGCCAGCACGGGUGCCGGCCCCGGCGUGAAGAGUGAGGUCACGUUCUUCCAGCUGGACUCAUCAGGACGUAUCACCAAGACCCCUGUGGGCCCAGACCAGCCACUUUCCCAGCAGAUCUCAGAUGUAGUAAAGCAGCCGGCCUUCAUCGCAGGCAUUGGUGCAGCCUGCUGGAUCAUCCUCAUGGUCUUCAGCAUCUGGCUGUACCGCCACCGCAAGAAACGAAGUGGCCUAAGCAGCAGCUAUGCCGGCAUUCGCAAGGUGCCAUCGUUCACCUUCACCCCAACAGUGUCCUACCAGAGAGGAGGAGAGGCGGUGAGCAGCGCUGGGAGGCCCGGACUCCUGAACAUCGCAGAGCCGGCCGCUCAGCCGUGGCUGGCAGACACUUGGCCCAACUCCUGCUCCAACCCCAAUGACUGCUCCAUCAGCUGCUGCACGGCAGGCAACGGCAACAGCGACAGCAACCUGGCCACCUACAGCCGCCCAGCCGACUGCAUUGCAAACUAUAACAACCAGCUGGAGAAUAAGCAAACAAACCUGAUGGUGCCUGAGGCGGGUGUGUACAGUGACGUGGACCUCUCCAACAAGAUCAACGAGAUGAAGACCUUCAACAGUCCUAAUCUGAAGGAUGGCCGCUUUGUGGGCACCGGGAGCCAGCCAACACCCUAUGCCACGACCCAGCUCAUCCAGUCAAGCAUCACCAGCAACAACAUCAGCAGCGGGGGCGGGGGAGGAGGUGGCAGCAGCGGGGGUGAUGAGAAGCACUGCUGGAAGCCCCCAUCUGGCCAGUCACAGAAGCAGUCGGAGGUGACCACACAGUUGCAGUACAACAUCAUGGAGCAGAACAAGCUGAAUAAGGAGCACUUCCGAGGAGGAGACUGCCCCAUGCCGGCCACCAUCCCCUAUAGCCAGGCACACGAAGCACACCCGGGAGGUUCCUACAACAGCUCCGACAGGGGCAGCAACAGCACCUCCGGGAGCCAGGGUCAGAAGAAGGGAGCCCGCACUCCUAAGCUGUCAAAACAGGGCAAUAUGAACUGGGCUGACAUGCUGCCCCCACCCCCUGCAAACCCCCCUCCCUGCCGGAAUGCAGAUGAGUACUCUCUGUCCAUUGACGAGAGUUACGAUGCAGACAUGCAGUGCCCCGCCCCCCCGUCCCACAUGUACCUUCAGCCAGGCGAGUUAGAGGAGAUGGAGGAGGAGAUGGAGCGGGGCCCCACGCCUCCCAUCCGCGGGGCUGCCUCUUCACCUGCAGGUGUGUCCUACAGCCACCAGUCAACAGCCACGCUCACACCGUCACCGCAGGAAGAACUACAGCCUAUGUUGCAAGAGAGCCCGGAAACUGUGGGCCCCACCCAGCAUGACCGCAGGCAUCACACAGUGAGCCCCCCACCGCCCCCUAGGCCUCUCUCCCCCCAUCAUACCUACGGCUAUAUUUGCAGCCCCCUGACACUAGACACAGAGGUCAUGGAGGAAGAGGAGGAGGAUGAAGGUGAUGAGACAGAUGCAGAGAUGGCCCAAGGUCUCCCCCUCCAAUAUUCGCACCAUCACCAUUCCUCCCUCCAGCAGCAGUUGCACCCACGCAGGCUACUCCUGCGUGGCCUGGAGCAGACACCAGCUUCCAGCAUGGGUGACCUGGAGAGCUCUGUUACGGGUUCGAUGAUUAACGGCUGGGGCUCUGCAUCCGAGGAGGACAACGCCUCUUCUGGCCGCUCCAGCGCCGUCAGCUCCUCCGACGGCUCCUUCUUCACUGAUGCCGACUUUGCCCAAGCUGUGGCAGCAGCUGCUGAGUACUCUGGACUCAAAGUGGCCAAGUACCCUGGGACACUAAGCGAAGGGGCACCAUUAGGCCGUAAAUACCCUGUGGGUCCACCAGGCCACCGUCCUAGCAGCCCUGUGUCCACUGACAGCAACAUGAGCACUGCCGUCAUGCAGAAGCGUCCUCCCAAGAAGCAAAAGCAAAACCAGUCGGCCCACCAGCGCCGCGAAGCCUUUCAGGAAGACCUGCCUCCACCUCCCAUCCCACCACCAGCAGCACUGAAGUCCCCUACCCAUCCCUCCAAGGCAGCCUUGGAGGGCUGGGGGGUGACAUCCUCGAAGACAGGAUGCAGCGAGGCGCGGGACACGGAGUCCAGAAGAGGUGGCUCUGGUGGUUACCCAAGGACCAGCUCCUCUGAACGCCGGGAAGCACAGGAGCGACAGAAGGCCCCCCGUGGAGGCAAGGGGGGCAGGCAGGAGGGUCCAGCCAGCACCAAGGUCCGCCAGCAAUCAGGAGCAGAGGACAUACCUCCGUACAGUCGGCCAUCCUUCCCCACAGUGCAUAGUCCACGUGACCGAGACCCCAGCUCCUCCAGCUCCAUGUCCUCCCGGGGCUCAGGGGGUCGUCGCAGGGGAGAGUCGUCAGCCCUGGGAGGGCGACGCAACCCCAACGAAGGGGGGCAGAUCACCAUGGGGGCCUUUCAGCCUACAGACGAGGACCUGGAGCUAGUAGAGAGCUGAAGUCCAGUCUACGAGAGUUGAAAAUGCCGUCACAGCUUUUUGUUCCAGAGCCACCUGUCUCCGGAUUUUGAACAUUACAACAUCAGACAGUCAUCGUUUGCUGACAGUUACAUAAACUGAGUUUCUUCACUUCUGGGAAAUAGACCAAUAUUUUUUUUUUCUUUUUUUAUUGUCCAUGUAAGGAUAAAUGAAAGCAAGAGAAGGGUGCAUUCUGAGCAAAAUUGUGGAAUUUAGAUUUAAUUUCAAUGCAAUAUGGCUUACCACUUUUUCCAAGCUAUUGGUCUGGCACAAUUUGCCUGAUUAGAUAUCACAAAAUUCCUUGCAGUCAUGAGUUACUGUAAUAAAAUUAGCUACAAGCAGAAGGGGUAGGCUGUCUUGUAAAUAUAUAUAAAUAUAUACAUUUUUCUCUGUAAAAACCUUUUGUGGUACUUAAAAUUUGUCUUCCUUGUUUGUUAUUUUCAAUAAUUAUUGUUUUAUUAUACUGGUAAUUAUCAUUUCUUUUCAUUCGUUUUGUAAAUUGUUAAAAUCAUUUAACCACCCCAAGAAAGUACCACUUUUGGAUUAUUUUGUUGUAAUGCACUGUUAAAGUUUUUGUUGUUGUCAAUGUUUGUUAUGUUUUUGGUUUUAAAAGCACAAUCACUAAACUUUAUUUUAAACCAUUUUAUCUAUUAACCUUUUUGUCUUACUGGAAGACUACAGGUAUGACAGGAAAAAAAAAAUUGUGUCGGUUAUGAUGUAGCUAAAGGUGAGCAAAUGUUUCAGAGGUGUAACUUUUGUUUAGGUGGGACAGGUUGGGGUCGAGUAUGUUGGUUGGGUAUGAAUUUUAGGUUUUUUCAAGAUAUGGAUUCAUAAUCUGGCUCCAAUGGGGAAUGCAGGGCAGAUAAUUAUGUCAGACCUCAGUGGUACCUGUAAAACAAGAGCAGUGCAACCUGUGGAAGUGAAUUCAGGUAAUAGUAGUUACUUUGUCUACCUAUGCACUUAAAAGAACAUGAUAUACAGGAUGUGAGCAGUGCUUUAGGGGCUGUUUUGGUGGGAGGUGUUACCAGUACUGUGGACAUGCCUUGUUUCCAAGAUAAGAGGGACUUUGCCUAUUCAGGACUUCUGAGGAUCCCUUCAGAAAAUGGAAAAGCAAAAAAAGCGAAAUGAAUGCAUCCUGAAGACCCCCCAGUAUCUAAGGGGCUACCCCUUGAUGGACUUUUCAUCAACCUCUCUUUUCGCCUCACGAAGAUCCGCCCACGAUUCUCGACGAAAGAAAGUAUAACCAGUGGUGUUAACAUUGAGGUGCUGCUUCCUGGAUCCUGGACCCAGGACAGCCCAACUCCAGUGCCAUCCGUUGAAGCCAACCUUUGUGUGUUGUUUGUUUUUGUGCUGCGGCUGAACUGAAGCAGAGUGAGCUGACUGUGCUUUUCAAGGGAAGCUAGCGUUGUUUUGAAUUUCAUUUUUUUAUAGUAAAAGGCAACUUCUUUAUUGUUAGCCAUACAUUUACAUAUUGAGGAUCACGUAAUCUGAAAAAUGUG
Molecule: messenger RNA, 7379 nt
Organism: Scleropages formosus (Asian bonytongue)
Lineage: Eukaryota; Metazoa; Chordata; Actinopteri; Osteoglossiformes; Osteoglossidae
Gene: robo1
Product: roundabout, axon guidance receptor, homolog 1 (Drosophila)
Exons: 30
Coding region: 910-5862 (1650 amino acids)
Biological process (GO): axon midline choice point recognition; Roundabout signaling pathway; axon guidance
Molecular function (GO): protein binding; axon guidance receptor activity
Source: RefSeq, a predicted model, not a curated record